GAGAAAAAAAAGGCGCACAGUGAUGACGCGUCAGGCAUGCUCAUAGUUUGCGACGCACUUGUUAUUUGUCGCGGAGGGUUCAUUUGGUUAUAAAGUGGUAACAGCAAACCCAAAGUUAGUGCUUUGACAAAAUGUCUUUCCACGACGAUGAAUCCUCGGAUCUCGGACUAGCUGGUCAAUCAAAGUUGGAGAGCUUCCUGUUCAGCUGCGAGCUGUCCUCCAAAGUUCCUUUCUACACUUUCCAAGGAGACGAAGAGGAGGACCUGGAGCACUUCCUUGAACUCAGAACAGUUUGUUUGGGAGAGGGUGCCAAGGAGGAGAGUAAUGUGGUGGAGGUAACGGCCAUGAACCACCAAGGAAAGACUAUUUCAGUGCCCAUCGCCAACCUGCACAUCAGCUGUCUGCCCAUGGUGAGUCUGGGAGAGUUUGAGCUGAAAGCCCCAGUGACCAUCCGGCUCAAGGCUGGGACAGGACCAGUUACCAUUAGCGGGUUACACCUCAUAGCCUCACAGGUUGACGAGUCUGACCUGUCUGAUGAGGAUGACGAAGAUGAUGACGAUGAUGACGAGGAAGAAGAGAUCACCCCCAUUAAACCAGCAAAGAAGAAGCAGAAGCAGUAGGCGGAGAGGUCAUUUGAUGGAUUUUUGCAAAGGCCUCACUCAUUUGCUGAUAUGUUUUAAGAAAUAAGUUUUUUGUACCAGAUGGACACAUUUUACAAAUUUAGUACUUAUUCCACACAGCCAGGUUAAUGCUUAGUGUGGUGGCAGCUGAACAUGCUGUUGGAGGAAGGAACAUCAUGACGGGCUCUGGUGUUCUCGCCACUCUGCUCCUCAUUUUCUCACUGGUCUCAGCAGUGUAUUUAACUGUGGUAAGGACGUUCACUUAUAGAAGAACUGUUUUUGCUAUUAAAUGCUAUCCAGUGUUAUACUGUAUAUGAUACAGUCACCACUGACAGGGAUUUAUUGCACCAGUGGUGGGAAAACUUCUUUUACCACCAGUGGAUUCUGGUAUUGUUUGAAGAUACUGUUCUUGUAAAAGUAAAAAGUGUGUGUGCGUGUGCUUGUGCUUGUCAGACUGGGGAAAAAAAGAGUUGCCAGAUUAAAGCUAGGGUAGGUAAUGUUGGAGAAACUAGCAAGAGAUAGCUAGAUUUUGAAAGUAUCCAAAUGAAAAAAUCCUUCCCCCUCCCUUCAGGCCUCCCUCCAAAGCCACGCCCCAAAAGCACAUUUUCAUACACAAUGAGUGCAUUCGGGCUGAAUGAAAUGGAUGGAUUUUUUUCCCAGAACAUUUGAUUUAUUGAUUGCUGUUGGGAUGUGAAGAGAAUUUCAACAAAUAUAACAAAAUGCUUCUGAAAUACAUCACCUACCCUUGCUUUAAUUGUGAUUCCAGCUGAAUGGUCAGAUGAUUAACAUACAUACAGUUUAUUAAAUGUUGUUGGUGCACAAGAGUAUCUCCAUUUCCAGUUGUUUGUAGUUCCAGAAUACUGUUUUUCUAUGUGAGAUGUCAAUCAUAGAUGUGAAAAUUUUGUACUUCUAGUGAAUACAUCAAGAAAGUA
Messenger RNA from Siniperca chuatsi (mandarin fish), 1552 nucleotides. It is a transcript of the gene npm3, whose product is annotated as nucleophosmin/nucleoplasmin, 3. The transcript is spliced from 5 exons. Gene Ontology annotation, molecular function: chromatin binding; RNA binding; histone binding. Bases 132 to 620 code for a protein of 162 amino acids. The record is from RefSeq and is a predicted model, not a curated record. Gene Ontology annotation, biological process: chromatin remodeling. Lineage: Eukaryota; Metazoa; Chordata; Actinopteri; Centrarchiformes; Sinipercidae. Gene Ontology annotation, cellular component: nucleoplasm; cytoplasm; nucleolus.